Messenger RNA from Acanthosepion pharaonis, 783 nucleotides. NCBI's taxonomy places the organism in Eukaryota, Metazoa, Mollusca, Cephalopoda, Sepiida, Sepiidae. The record is from the annotation of a GenBank genome assembly.
AUGCUCAUUAAUUGCCAAUUCUUUCUUUAUUUAUUCCCUUAUCUCUUUAUUUUCCGCGUUACCAUUUCUUUAUCUGAUUUCCUGUUGACUUUUUCUUUCUUUUUCUUUCUUUCUUUCUUUCUUUCUAUUAUUGCACAUUCCAUCGUUUGUCUCUUGAUUUCAAAUCCCUUCUUUUUUUCUUUCUUCUCUACUCAUCAGCAUAGUCAUUGCUUCCUUUCUUUCGUUCUAUCUUUCUUUCUUCCCUGCUAUCAUUGCACCUUAGUCAUGGGUUUCUUUCUUAUUGUCUUUCUUUCUUUCGAAUAUUACAAGUUCCAUCUUUUGGUCCUUGAUUUUAUGUUCAUUCUUUCUUUCUUUCUUUCUUUCUUUCUUUCUUUCUUUCUUUCUUUCUUUCUUCUCUACUCACCAGCGUAUCCAUUGGUAUCUUUCAAUAAUUUCCGAUUCUUUUUUUUCUUUCUUCUCUACUUAUCAUCAUAUCCAUUGGUUUCUUCUUUCUUUCUUUCUUUCUUUCUUUUUUUUCUUUUCUUUCUUUUUCCUUCCUUCCUUCCUUCCUUCCUUCCUUCCUUCCUUCCUUCCUUUUUCUUUCUUUCUUUCUUUAACAUUAAAAAAAAUUUUUUUUUUUUUUACUCAUCAUCAUUUUUUUUAGUUUUUUUUUUUCUUUCUUCUUUUUUUUCUUUCUUUUUUCUUUUCUUUCUUUCUCUACUCAUCAUCAUAUCCAUUGGUUUCUUUCUUUUCUUUUUCUUUCUUUCUUUCUUUCUUUUAAACACUUUUUUUCUUUUCUUUUAA